AUGCAUAUAUUGCAGCGAAAGGGCAAUCGACGCUUCCACGACCCCGUGAAAAUGGUAACGCAGCUCAAUUCGUGGUUUAAAGGGCGCUUGCAUGCCGAAAUUUCCGAAAAGAGCUGUUCGAUGUCGUGCCAAAUCCGCAUCUUCUUUGAAGCAGAUAUUUUGUUAACGCCUCAUGGAGCCGGAGCGACGAAUAUGAUUUUCAUGAGGCCGCGAACUGUGUUUAUUGAAGCAUUCCCGCCCUAUUUCCUGGAGUGCAUGUUUAUGAAUCUGGCGAAUAUUGUGCGAGUUCAUUACUUAUCGAUUGCUGUGUACAAUGAAACGUUCCUUGCGAAAAAAGUUCAACCUGGAGAUGGUGAAAAGCAUUAUGAGCUUGGUAUUAUUAUGCGGACCCGCAGGCGUUUUAUCAAUGCACGUGUUGCCCCAAGUCCUUCAGCGGUAUUUCCCGCUAUACAAGAGAGAUGUGUUUGA
Molecule: messenger RNA, 468 nt
Organism: Blastocystis hominis
Lineage: Eukaryota; Bigyra; Opalinata; Blastocystidae
Product: Tetratricopeptide TPR_2
Exons: 2
Coding region: 1-468 (155 amino acids)
Molecular function (GO): glycosyltransferase activity
Source: RefSeq, a predicted model, not a curated record